AUGUCUAGCACUCUCAAUCACGCGAACGACACAUAUAUGCCUAGUGAUAUGGCAGAUAUGUCGCUGAUGGAUUUCGACUAUCCGGAGUAUCAGGAAUUCAACUUCGAUGAGCUAACUGCGCCCGAGCCAGCCAUCGCUCCCAAUGACUUGGCUAAUAUGUUGCUGAUGGAUUUCGGCUACCCGGAAGAUCAGGAGCUCAACCUCAAUGUGGCUGGGCCAGCUGAGCCUGUUGCGAGUGCACGGCAGCACUUAGCUCGUCCCAUCCUUGGCCACCAAUGCAUUGAGUGUAAAGAGAGCUUCUCCACCAAGACAGCUUUGGAUCUGCAUGGUUCGCAACUCGGCCAUAGUCCAUUCGCCUGCACCUGCGGUGGCCGUUUCUCCAGGUCUGAUGUUCUUGCUCGACACGUCAAGUCCAAGGAAGUGGGACAGCCUCAAUACCCUUGCCACUUCUGCAACAGGCAUCAAGGCGAGGCGGCCUUCCGCCGGCGAGACCAUCUCACUCAGCACCUCGUUCAAUACCACAAGCAUGACCUUGCUUCAAACAUUCAGGCACCACCAUCAGGUUUCGCUUCUGUCCCCACCUGUCCACACCUUGAGUGCUUCCCGUCGCAGUGGUCCUUUACCACGAAUGCAGGCUAUUAUCGACAUAUGAGAAGUGUUCACCAAGAGACACCCUUCGAGUGCACAGUUCCCAACUGUGAUCGAGUUGGCGCAAAGGGAUACUUUCGGGAGAAGGACUUGUCCAACCACUGCCGAUCGAAACACGCUGACACAGAGCUUCAGUAGAAGGUCUGUGGCUAGGGGUCUAACAGGCUUGGAAUCGCUGCA
Ilyonectria robusta is the source of this 828-nucleotide messenger RNA. RefSeq lists its product as uncharacterized. Gene Ontology annotation, biological process: regulation of transcription by RNA polymerase II. Gene Ontology annotation, cellular component: nucleus. The record is from RefSeq and is a predicted model, not a curated record. Lineage: Eukaryota; Fungi; Ascomycota; Sordariomycetes; Hypocreales; Nectriaceae. The transcript has 2 exons. The coding region runs from base 1 to 786 and encodes 261 amino acids. Gene Ontology annotation, molecular function: DNA-binding transcription factor activity, RNA polymerase II-specific; RNA polymerase II transcription regulatory region sequence-specific DNA binding.